Messenger RNA from Trichoderma virens Gv29-8, 672 nucleotides. RefSeq lists its product as uncharacterized. NCBI's taxonomy places the organism in Eukaryota, Fungi, Ascomycota, Sordariomycetes, Hypocreales, Hypocreaceae. The transcript has a single exon. The coding region runs from base 1 to 672 and encodes 223 amino acids. The record is from RefSeq and is a predicted model, not a curated record.
AUGUUCACGGUGCUAUUUGAAGUACAUCCCUCUACUGAGAAAAAGCCCCUCUAUCUUGACAUAGGAAAGGCCCUCAGACCAGAGCUCCUUCAGAUAGAUGGCUUUAUUGAUAAUAUUCGCUAUGCUUCUCUGACAAAGCCCGGCUGGAUUCUAUCACUUUCUACCUGGCGGGAUGAAAAGUCGCUGGUUAGAUGGCGAACUCAAGGUCGCCAUCAUAGCGCUCAACAGCAAGGCAGGGCCGAAGUUUUCCAUGACUAUCGACUACGAAUAUGUGAGGUCACUGCAGACACGCACAUACCAGAAGGGCACAAAUUAGAAGAACAGAGGCUGGACAUUACGCGCACAGGUGAUGCAGAGGCAAUUGUGCUCAUUAGUAUGAAUGAAACGGCAUUGCAGAAUCCACAUCCAAACGAGGUACUCGAACUUCUUAACCUGGAGGUGGAUCCAUUGGCAAGUUUGGUAUCUUGGGAUAUUUUCGAAGCGGUACUCAGUCCAGGCGAUGUUAUCGCGUAUCUUUCAUUCAAAACGUCGGAUACCUCUUCUGAAUUUAUUCGAGCAUAUGAAACGAAAGGUGACGUCAGAUUAAGGCAGGAGAGGGUCAUACGAGAUUAUGGAAUGUAUGAUCGAUAUGAGGCCCCGCAAUAUUAUCCGGAGGUCCAGCGAAGGAGUUGA